Molecule: messenger RNA, 1885 nt
Organism: Pieris brassicae (large cabbage white)
Lineage: Eukaryota; Metazoa; Arthropoda; Insecta; Lepidoptera; Pieridae
Product: transmembrane protein 135-like
Exons: 12
Coding region: 537-1757 (406 amino acids)
Source: RefSeq, a predicted model, not a curated record
AGCAUGUAGAUGUGUUUGCGAUACUGAUGAGUAUUUGCUUAUACCUCUACCUCCAUUACCGCAAUUCUAUAACGCAUUAAGGCUAUAAGGAUUCUAGCUAUUGCUUGGUCAUUGGCCUGGCGUUUUACCCUAGCUGAGAAUAAAUGGAACUUAUCCAGGUAACACAGUGUACACUUAUGAACGUCAAUAAAAAAGAAAUAAGAACGAGCAAGGCCUGCUUUGUAGUCUCUAACUGAUAGUGGACAGCGUGGAUGUCGGAGAAGCCUGUGCAUCCUAUACCGGAUGCUAAGCGACAAGAUAGGACGCCCAGAGGCGGAUCCUAAACCGUGGGCGCGCGUUGUACCCUGGGGUAGUUUCUGUUUGUUCCUUACCUUCAGAUUCCUUGGGGAAGGGCGAUGGGCUCCGGGAGUCUGCCACACCGCAUGAAACGCGAGGACUAAAAGGCAAACCUAUUGCAUCACUUCUCGCCGGUUUUCUGAGAGACAUUGGCACUGCCGCGUUCGUGCCUGUCCAUUUGGCUAAAGCCCAAAGGCAACAUGGCGGUCCCACUAGAAACGAAUUGCUCCGGUUACCUGAAAAUGGCGGAGAUCAGCAAACACAUGUUCGAGAGUGCGUGUCGGGACCUUCACUGCAGUGAGAUUCUACAUCCAUGGGAUAGAAGCUGCUGGUCAUCAUCAAUACAGACAUACAAAGAUUCGUUUAUUGGUAGCGCUCGGUAUUACGCUGUUAUACACUUGGUUCAAAAUGCUUUACGCGGAAAAAAGGUUCUGGAAAGGAAUGAACUGAUAAAGGCUGGAGAGUAUUAUAUUAGGUCAACUAUAUUAGGGGGCCUCAUCAGUGGAACAUGUGUGUCACUUAGCUGCUUUCUUAGAUUUCUAAUAGGAAGAAAGAUGAACUAUUACACAUAUCUGAUGAUUCCUAACAUGAUGAACGGAGUAUUUAUUCUUCUAGAACCUCCAUCAAGAAGAGGAUUAAUUAUCAAUUUAUUUAGUAAUUUAGUUAUAGAGUACUGGCUACGGAGCCUUCAGCGUUCUGGAUACAUAUCACUCAGUACAUCUAAACAAACGUUUAUCUUUUCUUUGGGUAGUGCCCUCCUCUUUUAUCUCAUGCGUUUGGAAGGAGAGAAGAAGAAUCGAACACCGUUACUAUGGUUAUUUACACCUGAAAAAGUAAGAAGAAAAACAGAUGAUACAAAAAAUGUUUGUCCGCACGACGGGCCGUGCUUAAAAUAUAUAUUUAAGGGAUCAGCAAAAUACUUCUCAGUCGGACUUGCGUUUACAAUUGCAAAAACAAUUUUGCCGAAAGUUCGGACACCAUUGAAAGCUCUGUUGAGCAUUCGGGGCCGGCACUUAAGCAUGGCCUUUUUCUUUGGCAGCUAUAUCGGUAUUUAUAGAGCUGUAAUCUGCUUUUUAUGCCGUAAGCGUGGUUAUGAUUCGGCAUUGUACGCGUUACCUGCUGGUUACGUAGCCGGUCUGUCGUUCCUCUUUAAAUCUAACCUUGGUUUUGCAAUCGCAGCUCUGACGGGCGCUUUUAAGAUAUACUCAACGACAUUAUAUGAAAAGAAUAUUCUAUCGGAAAAGUUUCAGCUGCCUCUCAUAAUGUACUGUAUUUGUCAAGGAAUACUAUUUCAUACCCGUUUCAUGCACCCGGAUGUGUGUCCGUCCUACGUGUUUAAUCUAAUGAAGAGUGUUAGUAACGGACGAUCUGAUAAAAUAUACAAACGACUACUAGAAAUAUUGAAAACAGCUUCGGUGUGAGAAUAAGUUAUUGGUUUUGGUUUUAAUGGAAAAAAAAUUGUCGCCCAAAUGAAGCAUUUGUAGUUAAGUAAGAAUGUGUAAGAUUGUGUUUGUGCCCAUUUCACGUACAUUAAAGGUGACUGUGAUAA